Messenger RNA from Vespula vulgaris, 1266 nucleotides. RefSeq names its product probable 39S ribosomal protein L45, mitochondrial (gene mRpL45). Lineage: Eukaryota; Metazoa; Arthropoda; Insecta; Hymenoptera; Vespidae. The record is from RefSeq and is a predicted model, not a curated record. Gene Ontology annotation, cellular component: mitochondrion. The transcript has 6 exons. The coding region runs from base 144 to 1139 and encodes 331 amino acids.
CCUAUAAUGUUUGCAAUCAAAUAAUGGGAAUGCAGUAAACACAUUAUAUACGAACGAACAAUUUCCACUUAUUUUAGUUAAUUUUAUGUAAAUUAGUAUAAUAUUUAUAUUUUAUAGAAAGGGAAUUUCGUAUUAUUAACAAAAUGAUGUCAAAAUAUAUAUUACGUGCAACUUGUAUCUUUGGAAAAUAUAUGCAGAAUAAUUCGCCUGUAAUGCUAAGUGCUAUUUCGUACCCGAAUAAUUCUUCAGAACAGAUCAGGCAUAUGAGUAAACAUUGGAAUCCUAAGUUUAAGAAAGAGAGAAAAGAAAAAUUUAUUAAAGUAGACCUACCAAAUUUUCAUGAGACUGAUAAAAAACGAAUUGAGGAAAGAAGGCGCUCGAUAUUAAAACAACACGGAGUAUAUCCGCAAAAGCAAUGGAUGGAAAGACCAAUUUUUAUUAGUUGUACUCCUAAUGCUUUCGACUCUUACGUACCACCAGAAGGCGAUGGAAGGUUCUCUACAAUCUCUAAAGCGGGAGCAAUGCAAAAAAUGACAGAUGUAACAAUGAAAGGAAAAUCAAUGAUGGCCAUUAGAAAAAUCAAAUCAUUUGAAGACACAUUUGUAUUAAAGAAUUUCCCUCAAGAAGCUUUAGAUAUUUACAUUAAAGCGCACGAAGCCUUAGCUGCAAAAAAUACGGACGCUUUGAUAGAAUAUGUUACGGAGAGUGCAUAUUCCAAAAUGUUACAUAAUAUCAUGGAUAAAAAUAUUCGUUGGAAGUACGUGGAAUCACUAGAACCACCUCGUGUUGUACAUGCAAGAUGUCAUGAUCUAAUUUCAAAGGAUAACGUGUUUGGACAGUUAACAGUCCGCAUUCAUAGCCAGCAGAUUUUAACCAUUUAUGAUAGAUUUGGUCGUUUACUAAAAGGAAGUGAAAUCUUAAAGAAAGAUGUUCUCGAAUAUAUCGUAUACGAAAAUCAUUUGGCAAACCAAUACGGAAAGUGGCGUCUUCACGCAAAAAUUAUACCAUCUUGGAUGCCUCCAAGAGAGGUAGGAGAAAAAACAUACAUAUUAUCGCCAGAAACCAAUGAAGUUGUACCUCCUGAUCCACCAACAACAUCUACCGAUACUACGAAUGUUGCAAAAACGACUGCAAAUUAAUAUUUAUCGAAUGCUUAUUAUUUCAUAAGAUAUAAUAGUAAUUCGAAUUCUUUCUCUAUUAACGGUAUCAUCAAUUAAAUAUAUCGUUUGUACAUACAUUAAAUAUAUCCGUUAAAAUGAUACAAAA